This is a messenger RNA of Symbiodinium sp. CCMP2592, 1347 nucleotides long. Lineage: Eukaryota; Dinophyceae; Suessiales; Symbiodiniaceae. The record is from the annotation of a GenBank genome assembly.
AUGGUGAUCCGGCUCCUUCCAACUGACUUUAAGUUUGCCUGCAGCUUCUUGAAGAAGAUUUUGCGGACGAGACUCAGCAUGUCUGUCGCACUUUUUGACACGACACUUCGGCGCAAAACAGCUGUUGAUGAUCUGGUGGCAGCCGAACUGAACAAGCUCUGCCUCACGCGAACCUCUGGCAAUCGUGCUCUCGCACUUGGGCAGGCAACUCCAACUCACAGAAGUUUCGACUUCGCUCUGAACGUCUCACCGCCACGGCGGGGCCCAACUGCAGAAUACCUGCGCUUGGGUCUUGUGAGCUUUGGCUUCAAUGUCGCUGCGGCCAGCAGCGUGCUCGGGAGUCUCUUCUGCGUCAUCCUUAUGGAGGGCCGCAUCAAGGAGCUCCUGAUGCCAGUGCAUGAGGCUGUGGAAGGAACCUGGUUCGCCAAGCUGAUGUUGCUGGUGCUGCUGAGCAAGGCCCCGGAGCCCAGCCCGCUCGUCAUCCUUCUUGCCGCCGUCAUGGUCUGGUCACCACCAGAGAGCCUCUGGCUGGGUAUCAUAGAAACCAUGCCCAAGCUGGCGAUACCCAGCGUUGAUCCCACUGGACAGGGCGUAACAGUCGCCUUGGCAUUAUGGGCAAUGUUCGUGGUGACUUAUUUCAUCAACGGAUCGCUGCUGCUUGCAGUGGAAAUGCGCUUCCCACAGUUGAUUGGGGACUAUCGCAUCCAGACGUUAAAGUCAUCAAGCAGACCGGCAAUGUCGGCUCUCUGGAAAAACUUGGCAAGGACGAGCUUCGUUGUGUUGCCGUUGCUGCUUGCCGCCUUGAUCCCUGUGUGGCAGCGACUACGAAUGCCGUCCGUUCUACCAGGGCCAUGGGAGAUGUUUGUUCACAUAGGAUUUGGUGUUAUUGUGAACGAGGUACUGUUCUUCUACGGCCACUGGCUAAUGCAUGCCAACAAGUUCUUGUACAGGCAUAUCCACAAGAUCCACCAUGAAUUCAAGGCGCCAAUGGGAUUGGCUGCAAUCUACUGCCAUCCCUUGGAAUUCUUUGUUUCCGAUCUCAUGCCGCUUGGAGCGGGACUAGCUGCAAUUCGGACCAACGCCUUCACUGGUGUGGUUUGGAUGGCCUUCGCAGUCAUGGCGACGCAGACACACCAUUGCGGCAUCAGAUGGCCUUGGAUAGACUUCUUCUCAUUGAACGCCGAGGCGCAGCCCAACUACCACGAUUUUCAUCAUGAAAAGUUCAACGUGAAUUAUGGCGCCAUGGGAUGGCUGGAUGACUUGCACGGAACAUCCUGGGACUGGAAGAAAGACUUCUGGGCAAGACGAGGAUUUCCAAGCCAGCCUGCCGCAGCGAAGGCUGCGUAG